This is a messenger RNA of Clonostachys solani, 4278 nucleotides long. NCBI's taxonomy places the organism in Eukaryota, Fungi, Ascomycota, Sordariomycetes, Hypocreales, Bionectriaceae. The record is from the annotation of a GenBank genome assembly.
AUGUGGAAACCAAUAAAUGUUGGAGCAAACUAUGGAGAUGAUUUCCAAGGCCUGUCUAACCUAUCCUGCUCCACAACUCAAAAUUUAUCCAAAGGAAGAGGGAUCCAUACUGUUAAGGACGAUGGAGAAUCAUCCUACUGCGUGCAUCCCACGAAGUUUGACUUCUUCCUUCAGUUGUUCAGUGUGGCAGCUACCAAUGGCCUAACACACAAACUCAACAGAAUGAAUGUUCCUACAUACAUCCAAAGUGUUGAAGUAUACAAGUGUGAUUUGGAGAUCGACAUGGCUAUCAAAGCAAUUCAGACUCGACGUGGCCUUCUUUGUGGUGAUGGAGAGGGCUUCGGAACUGAUGGAAAGAUGGCAAUGAAGAUGACUGGGGUGAAACUUAGUCCCAUUGAGGGGGCUGAAGCAUUUGAGAACCCGGAUCCCCAUGCUGGUGCCAGAGCGUUCUGGAGACCGGAUAUGGACUUUGUCAACUUUGACUCUCUGAUUACCCCUCAUAAAGAACAACAGCAAUAUUUGCAGCUCUGUGAAGAGCUGAAUCGUGUCGUCAUCCAAGAGUCACUUUCCAAGCUUGAAGGUAUUUCGACAGACAUUCCCCAUUUCCAGCAGUUCUUGGAAUGGAUGAAGAAGCAGCCACAACCAAAGCCCGAUAGCUCUCGGGAAGCUCUUGAAGGUAUUCUUUCAGCAACAACAAUGGAUCCCCUCGUGGUGGCCUUCAGGGUAAUCCUUGACAAUAUUGUCCCUAUGUUCAAGGGUGAGGUUGAUCCUGUUGCUAUCUUGAUGCCAGACGAUACGUUGGCCAACAUCUACAAUUAUCUGGAUCGUUGUGACCGCAAAGAACUAUUCCAGACACUUGGGCAUUCAAAGCCCCAGUUACGGAUUCUUGAGGUCGGUGCCGGUACUGGUGGCACUACCAAUACCCUUCUUCACAAUCUGACGAACUCUGAGAACGGUUCUCUUAUGUAUUCCAGAUAUACAUAUACAGAUAUCUCGCCAGCAUUCUUCGGACCUGCCAAAGAACGUUUUGCAGCUUACCCCAAUAUGGACUUCCAGGCAUUAGAUGUCACCAAGGAUCCGAUCGAGCAAGGAUUUGUGGCAGGCUCGUAUGACCUCAUCGUGGCCGCAAAUAUUCUCCAUGCUACUCCCAGUCUCAAACAAACGCUCACCAAUGUGUGCAAACUACUUCAUCCGGAAGGCCGGUUAUACAUGGAAGAGCUGUGCUCUGACGUGAAGGCUAUCAAUUCUGUCAUGGGGGUUUUCCCUGGCUGGUGGCUCGGUGUAGAUGACAAUCGUAUCGACGAGCCUUAUAUUUCCCCCGAGAGCUGGCACAACAGCCUGAUCGAAGCCGGUUUCGGUGGCCUGGAGCAUGUAGCUCUCGACUGUCCGCGACCAAAUCACCUCAUGGCUGUAAUGACAGCUAGACCGGCCGUCGAAGCUCCACGACACCAGGCUGCCACUAUUGUUUAUGAUUACGGGACGAUGGAGCUUGCAAAGAGCCUCUCAAGACAGCUUCAAUCUGAGGGUUAUGCCAUGGACCUACAUCUUUGGGCUUCAGGGCCGCUGCCUAAGGAUAAAGACGUGAUUGCGGUGGUAGACCUUUACAAACCGUUCUUUGAGAAUAUUAGCAAGAGCUCUUUUGUGGCCCUUCAAGAAUUUCUAUCAGAGGUUGCUGCCCUAGAAGUUGGUCUCCUCUGGCUUACACGAUCUUCCCAGUUCAACUCUCAGGAUCCUCGCUGGGGACAAGUCAUCGGUGCCAUGAGAACGAUUCGCGGCGAGCUGAAUGCCGAUUUGGCUACUUGCGAGCUGGAUCAGGCCACUGCGGAGAAUCUGUCUGCCGCGGUCAAGGUGUUCAAGAAAUUCAAUCACCGUCGCUCAGAAGAGCUUCUGCUCCCCGAAUUUGAAUACGCCAUCAUAGAGGGAGUGAUCCAGAUUCCCAGACUGUUCCCCGUGUCAGUCAGCGAGGAGCUGCGCGAGUCAGAGACAGAAAAUCGGCCGGAGGUGGGCCACGACCUGAGAAUCGGCAAGUUUGGACGUCUCAACACUCUGGCGUGGACUGCAAUUCCCGUGAGGGAGUUGAUCGAUGAUGAGAUUCUGGUUGAAACGAGGGCUUUUGGAAUGAAUUUCAAGGACGUGUUGAUUGCCAUGGGCAUUGUCGACGCUCGAGUUAAGACGACCCUUGGGAUCGAAGCAUGUGGUAUCGUCAGAAAAGUUGGCCCGAAUGCCGGAGAUCUGAAGCCAGGCGACAGAGUUUUCGCAUUUGGAGAAGGCUGUUUCUCGACUCACUUGAUUCUACCGCAGAAAGUCUUUGCCAAGAUCCCCGAUUCCCUCAGUUUUGAAGAUGCCGCUACCAUGCCUUGCGUUUUCGCCACUGUCAUUCACGGACUUCUUGACCAGGGAGGUCUUCAAGCCGGGCAGACAGUUCUAAUCCACUCUGCUUGCGGUGGUGUCGGGCUUGCGGCUAUCCAAAUAGCUAAGAUGAUCGGUGCUGAGAUCUAUUGCACCGUGGGAAAUGAAGAGAAGGUCCAGUACCUCAUGUCUACAUUUGGCAUGUCGAGAGACCGCAUUUUCAACUCGCGGGACAAGUCUUUCCUUGCCGAUGUCAUGGCAGCAACAAAUGGCCGCGGAGUUGAUAUUGUCCUCAACUCUUUAUCCGGUGAACUGCUGCAUACGUCGUGGGAUUGUGUGGCAGAGUUUGGAAAGUUGAUCGAAAUCGGUAAACGUGAUCUCGUCGGGAACGGAAAGUUGGCAUUGAACGUGUUCGAACUCAACCGAAGCUACCACGGCAUCGACCUUGGGCACAUCAUGGAGCUUCGAAUGGAUGUUGGUAACAAUUUACUCAAGAGAGUUGCCAAAUACUUCGAAGAGGGCCACAUCAAACCUAUUCGUCCCAUCAAGACUUACACAGCAAACGAGAUUGAGGACUGUUUCCGCUAUAUGCAGAAAGGUCAGCACAUUGGCAAGAUCAUUAUCACGCUGGACCUUCCAGAAGGGAAAUCAUUGGAGACAAGGCAGGCAGCUCGUAAGAUUGACCUGCAGCCCUACCACUCUUUCUUGCUGGUCGGUGGCCUGGGCGGUUUGGGCCGUGCUGUCUCUAACUGGCUGAUUGAGCACGGAGCUCGCCAUUUAGUCUUCCUCUCGCGCAGUGGAGGCGAAACUGCGGAAGACAAAGCCUUCUUGGAGGAGCUGCGCAGCCAAGGCUGUACUGCUUCUGCGAUCAAGGGCAGUGUUAGCCGAAUUGCCGACGUCGAGCGUGCCAUUGCGGCGGCCGGCAGCUUCCUCAAAGGAAUACUCAAUGUCUCCAUGGUCCUGCGGGAUCAGAGUUUUGCAAACAUGUCUUAUGAAGACUGGGUUGAUUGUGUUGAGCCCAAGGUUCUCGGGACUUGGAACUUACACAACGCAACUGUUUCUCGUAAGCUCGACCUCGACUUCUUCGUGCUCUUCAGCUCCAUCUCGGGAGUCGUGGGUCAACGCGGCCAGGCCAAUUACGCCGGUGCCAAUACCUUCCUCGAUAGUUUCGUGCAAUAUCGACAGAGCCUCGGACUGAAUGCUUCAGCCGUCAACAUUGGUGUCAUGCUUGACCAUGGCUACGUCGCUGACAACCCCAUCGUGCGCGAGCGCCUUUUGUCUCAGGGAAUAUACGGCAUUCGAAUUGCCGAGAUGCUUGAUGCGAUCACCGCCGUUAUCAUCGCACCUCGUCUAACUACCCGCGAGCGCUUGUCGAAUAAACCGUUUGUUAGCAAGAGUGAACUACUCGUCGGCAUGCGCAGCACCACACCUAUGACUGAUGCCUCCAAUCGUGUCCCCUGGAAAGGCGACCGUCGAGUAGGUGUUUACCUGAACAGUGCCUCUGGUGCUGCAGGGUCAAGCUCGUCCGCAGCGUCGAGCGAGCUCUCCGUGUUCCUGUCGCAAGUAAUUGGCAACCCUGGUGUUCUCUCAGAAGCUACCACUGUCGAUUUUGUGGCCAUCCAGAUUGCCAAGCAACUCAUGAUGCUUCUGAUGAAGCCUGUAGACGACGACACUGAAAUUGAUGUCAACAGCACUCUGCAAGAGAUAGGCUUUGACAGUCUCGUGGCAGUUGAGAUGAGGAGCUGGUGGAAGUCAUCAUUUGGUACAGAUAUAAGCGUACUAGAGAUGCUUGGAGUGGGUAGCCUGAAGGCUUUGGGCCAGAAGGCGGUCGAUGGGCUGAAGGAGAGAUUCGGCGAGGCUGAGAAGGAGGAUGAUUCAGGCGUGAAGAAGUACACGCAUGAAGAGGUUUUGACGACCAAGAUGCCGUAG